This is a messenger RNA of Scedosporium apiospermum, 789 nucleotides long. RefSeq names its product 3-hydroxy-2-methylbutyryl-CoA dehydrogenase. NCBI's taxonomy places the organism in Eukaryota, Fungi, Ascomycota, Sordariomycetes, Microascales, Microascaceae. The record is from RefSeq and is a predicted model, not a curated record. The coding region runs from base 1 to 789 and encodes 262 amino acids. The transcript is spliced from 3 exons.
AUGAAGAUUGAAGGUCGCACAUUCGUCGUCACCGGAGGCGCCUCCGGCCUCGGCAGGGCCACCGUCGAGAUGAUCGGCCAGAACGGCGGCAACGUCGCCAUCCUCGACCUCAACGAAACCCUCGGAAACACCGCCGCUUCCGAAUUCAGCUCCUUCGCCCGAUUCUUCCAAACCGACGUCACCGACACCGACAGCAUCUCCAAGGCCGUCGCCGGCACCAUGGCGUGGAUUGAGAAGACCGGCAAGCCUCUCGGUGGUAUCAUUCCCGCUGCUGGCAUUGGCAACCCCUCGUUGAUCCUCGACCGCCACGGCUCCCCCUUCAGCCUCGACCACUUCGACUUGGUCAUGUCCGUCAACGUCCGCGGCACAAUCGACACCGUCCGUCAAUUCCUCCAACACCUCGCCAAGACCACCCCCCUCGGCCCGGACAACGAGCGCGGCGUCGUCGUCCUCGUAGCCUCCGUAGCGGCCUUCGAAGCGCAGAGGGGCCAAGUCGCCUACGGAGCUAGCAAGGGAGCCAUCGCGGGCAUGACGCUGCCGAUGACGCGGGACCUCUCGCGCUACGGCAUCCGCGUCGUGACGAUCGCUCCCGGCAUCUUCUCGUCGCCCAUGGAGGCCAACAUGAGCGAGAAGGUGAGGAAUCAGCUGCUGAGGGCUACGGAGUAUCCGGCGAGGCAGGGGCAGGCGCCGGAGUUUGCGGCGUUGGUGAAGCAUGGGAUUGAGAAUGUUAUGUUGAAUGGGACGGUGAUUCGGCUGGAUGGUGGGAUGAGGAUGCCGAGCAAGUUUUAG